CUACGCAUGAGAUUUAUUUAUGCUUGUAGCAGUGUGUGAUAGUUCUUAAUCAAUUGAGAUGAACUCAAUUUUCUACUUGUUGCAUUCCUAUUUUAACAUGGUAUCAGAGACGAAAUCCUGGAAGUAGAGUAUAUCUUUUAGCUACCUUCAUCUUCUUGAGAGUAUUUAGAAAUUACACAUACAUAUACCCUUCUUUCUAAGCCAUGGUUGAUGAUGGCAAAACCGUCGAUACCCGACAUGAACCCGCCGGCAUCGUCAUAGAUUCUAUGUCACCUUAUUUUAUUCAAUCCGGAGAUAAGCCCGGAGAUGUCUAUGUUACCACUCCUCUUCGCGACGGGAAUUACGGCGAUUGGCUCGAUGAAAUGAGCAAUGCCCUCUAUGCGAAGAACAAGUUUGGUUUUGUUAAUGGAGAUAUUCCAAUGCCUAAACCGGAUUCACCAUACCUUCCAUAUUGGCAACGUGCAAAUGCCAUGGUUAAGGCUUGGUUAAACGGUAGCAUGGAGAUUGAGCUUCGCCAAAGCGUCAAGUUCAAAACCGCACGUGAAAUUUGGACCGACUUGGAGGAACGUUUUGGAAAGGAGAGUGCUCCACGAGCCUAUGAACUUCGUUGCUCGCUCAGUGCCGUUAGGCAAGACAAUCAGUCCGUCUCUGCCUACUUUAGUCGAUUGCGCCGAAUUUGGGACGAAAUGGCUUCUAUCAACACCGGCCCAAAUUGUGAUUGUGGAAAGUGUUCUUGUAAUAUUUCUAAGCAGAUCAAUGAGUCCAAGGAUAGGGAUCGACUUUAUGACUUCCUAAUGGGUCUAGAUGAUAUAUACGGACAACUGAAGACCCAAAUUCUAGCUACAAGGCCGAUUCCCACACUCACCGCUGCAUAUCAUCUUAUCUCGGAGAGUGAACAACAUCGGUCUAUUGCAUCCGCUCGCAAACCAAGUGUUGAUGGCAUAGCAUUUCAAGUCCAGGCCAAAGGAGAAAUUGACUUGAACCGACGUCAAAAUUUGAGAGGAAAUCGUUCUUGCUCACACUGUGGGAAGACAAACCACACGUAUGAGCAUUGUUUUGAGUUAAAUGGUUACCCACCUAAUUGGAGCAUUAAAUUAAAAGGCAACAAACAGGGAGAGGGGCGGCAGCAGGAUAUCCGUGGAAACAAAGAGCAACCAAGCUUCCAGUUACGUGGCAGUAACCAAAUACAUCCCCGACCGCGUUUCACAAAUUUUGAGCGUGGCAAUCCGAGGCAAACAAGAGCAGCUCAUGUUGAUUAUGCCAUACCACCGGGACUCUCGGCUGAACAAUUGGAACAGAUUGCUCAAUAUAUAAAAACUGAAAUUAUUGAAAAACCUUCCUCAUCUAGUGCCCAAGCAAAUAUGGCAGGUACAUCAUCAUGUGUCCGCCCUUGGAUAAUUGAUUCCGGAGCGACUGAACACAUCACAUGUGAAGGACUUACCCUCGAAGAAGCUGAUUGGAGUGGGUAAAUUUCGUGAUGGCCUAUAUUAUCUGGAUCCUCCCAAGAGUGUAGGGGUGGCAAUGUCAGUUUCUCUUGAUUUUGAAUUAUGGCAUCGACGCUUAGGACAUGCCUCAGAUGCGAAGCUACAUCAUAUCUCUACUCUUCAGGGACUCCAGAAAAUCAAGAAUAAUUUGUGUGACCCUUGUGUGCGAGCCAAACAGACUCGUCUUCCCUUUCCUACUAGUACAAAUAAAUCUACCCAUUGUUUCGAAUUAAUCCAUUGUGACAUAUGGGGAGGAUACAAAUGUGAUUCUAUUACCGGUGCACGCUAUUUUCU
Messenger RNA from Cuscuta europaea, 1778 nucleotides. NCBI's taxonomy places the organism in Eukaryota, Viridiplantae, Streptophyta, Magnoliopsida, Solanales, Convolvulaceae. The record is from the annotation of a GenBank genome assembly.